UCCGUUGUGGUACGGCCGUCCCAGUAAGCCGUUUUAUUGUAAACGUCAUCAAGCAGCGACGGCUUAUCCUUACACUCGCCCAAGAAUCGUCCGCAUCGCCAAGGAGACCGGAGAGAUUAAGACUUUUUCUUUAAGUCUCCAGAGCAAUAUCAUGGCUGCUGUUAGCUUUGAAGAAUUCUCUGUGCCGCCUGGCUCAGAGCUGGCCCUGCCGCCACUUUUUGGUGGCAAUAUCCUUGAGAGUGAAUUGGAGACGGAGGUGGAGUUUGCUGACAGUGGGAUACCAGAGGAGGAGGAAGAGGAGGGAAUGUUGCGCCAGGAGGAGAUGACCCGGCGCAAGUGUCAGGUGCUGGCUCGGCGCUGCAAGGAGUUAGAGCAGGUGAAUGAGAGGAUGCUAAACCGGCUGCAUCAAGUCCAGAAAAUAACACUGCGGCUCAAACAGGAGCGUAGGUUUCUCAUGAAAGUCCUGGAUUCCUAUGGUGAUGAUUACAGGCAGGGGCACCUUGAUAUCGUGCUGGAGGAUGAAGGGAGCCACAGCACUGAUGCACCAACUCCCAGCAACACAGAGAAUGAGCCCCCUGAGAAAGAGGCCUCUCGGUGCCUCCCAGGCCCUCUGCCAGCCCAAGAGCCUGAGAGCCUCUCACCAACUGAGGGCCCUGCCAGCAAGAAGCGGCGGCGCCUGCUGCGAGAGGAAAAGGAAGCACGGACACGGCGAGUGGCCCAAACGUUGCUCCCCAUGGAGGAGUUUCCGGUGCAGAUAAAAUCAGAAGAGGAUUUCCAGUGUGAGCAAGAAGAUGUCCUCGCUCCUACAUGGCAGCAGUCCAGCCCCCAGGACAAACUACUCCAUUAUCCCAAGUUUUCAAGCCCGGGAGCCUGUUCUGAUUUUGACUGAGACUGGCCACUCACUUGACUCUCAAAGGAGACUGUAUAUAUCUGCAGGCCUUUUGGCGCUCUCCUGGGUUAAAUAGGCCAGUGGGCGGUCUGAGGAUGCCUUGUUCUACUCAAAGGAGCACCAGUUCAGAUUUAAGGAACAAGAUGUGGACAAUGGAACUGUCACUCACUUCCAAGAGAACUGGAUUCAAACCAGCAUGAAGCUGCUGAGGAAAAGCUGAAAGACAAAACAGACUGCCCUGGACUUUUAUUAAAUAGCAUGUGGUAGUCAGUAUGUAAUUAUAUUCAAGCUACUCCAUUGUACAGCAGCUUUUUCUGACACUGUGCCCUCCCAACAGAUUGGACUAUAAGUCCCGGCAUCCCAGAUGCUAGGAAUAGUAGUUCAACCCAUCAGGAAGCAACCAGGGUUGGGAAUGCAUUAUUAGAGAGGUUUAUUGUUUCUGUUCUGUGUUCAAAAGGUAAACAUUGGAACUGGAUUAAGGAUAUGUAACAGUGCUUAAGUCUUAAAUGUUUUGUGUGUGUCUGCAGGCUGGGGAGGGUAUAGGGCAGAGAGUGGGGAGACAGAGUUGGGUCAUUUGUGAGAGAGGUAGAAGUCUUUAGUCUCUACUUCAUCACCCUUCCUAGAGCAGGUCUUGUGAGUUUCUAGAAGUAACCUACAUCUGAUGAGAGUACAACUAUCUCCCACUUUUCAGUUCCAAUACAGUGAAAGGAAAAUGGAA
This is a messenger RNA of Varanus komodoensis (Komodo dragon), 1607 nucleotides long. It is a transcript of the gene TFPT, whose product is annotated as TCF3 fusion partner. Gene Ontology annotation, cellular component: Ino80 complex. Lineage: Eukaryota; Metazoa; Chordata; Lepidosauria; Squamata; Varanidae. Gene Ontology annotation, molecular function: DNA binding. Bases 152 to 889 code for a protein of 245 amino acids. Gene Ontology annotation, biological process: positive regulation of apoptotic process; apoptotic process; apoptotic signaling pathway. The transcript is spliced from 6 exons. The record is from RefSeq and is a predicted model, not a curated record.